UCACUAAACUACAGCAGGUAAGGAGCAGCUGCUCUCGGUCACCAAACUACAGCAGGUAAGGAACCGACCUUACCUGCUCUCUGCCAGAUCACCGGAGCUGGAGCAGGCAGAGACCUCCCCUGAACCCCCUCCCAAGGUUGUUACGCUGAGCAGCUUUAUGCUUCUCUAAAGCCAGAAUUCACCAUGACAACUGUAACAGUGACCACAGACGUUCCCUCAAGAGCUAAGACAGAAGACGGCCCCAUCUUCUGUGGAUCAUCAUCAGCUCACAUUAUUGAGGAAACCGAGUAUGUGAGAAAGAUUCGAACUACCCUGGAAAAGAUCCGAAAUCACAUGUUUAAGGAUGAAGAAGGCCAUGCCAAUGCAAGGCACAAACUAGAUGCAGAGCGAUCCGGAAACAUUCAGAAUGGCCCAGAUUCCACCCCAGACCUCACCUGUCUGGAUUUACUCAUGGAAACCAUGAGAAGAAAAGAUCAGCAGCUCCUCGAAAUGAACAAAGAGAAUGAAAUGUUACAAAUCAAGCUGGAAGCUUCCAGAGAAGCAGGAGCAGCAGCUUUGAGAAGCGUGGCUCAGAGAUUAUUUGACAACUACCAAACACAAGCUGAAGACCUGGAGAGAAAGCACAGGGACAGUAGCCAUUUCUUUCAGGUCAACAACCUUGAGAAAGAGCAGGCAUUAAAGCGAAGUGCCGAAAAUCUGAAUCUACUUUCAGAAAAACUGGAAGAAAAACAUGGGCAAAUCAUAGGGCUGGAAAACCGUGUACAGAGGAUGGAAAAUGAAAAGAAAACACUCCUAGAGAGAAAAUCAUGUUUAGAGAGCAAGCUGCUUCAGCUCAAGUCCAACGCUGCAAAUUCAAAAAGUUGCCAGGACCUUCAAAAGGAGAUUUCCAUCCUCCAGGAGCAGAUCUGCCAUUUGCAGUUCGUGAUCCACUCCCAGCAUCAGAACCUGCGCGGCAUCAUCCAGGAGAUGGAAGGACUAAAAACUACUUUAAAGGAGCAAGAUAAAAAAAUCGAAAAUUUGAAAGAAAAGGUCACCGUGCUUGAAGCCCAGAAUAAAGAACUAAAAACCAAGGUGGCACACUGGACUGAAACACCUAGGCCGUCAGUAUCUAAGGCCAUCUCUACAAGUGAGUUGAAAACUGAAGGUGUUUCUCCCUAUUUGAUGUUGAUUCGGCUACGAAAAUGAACUGGCUGGAUGCAACUCUGAUAGAGAAGGACUUACAUAGAUUUUAUUUGUUCCUUAAAAUGCAGUUUUAGCUCCCAAGUUGAAAUGACAUCAUGCCAGUAUUUAUCUAAAUGUAACUUAGUGUACAUCAAUAACAUCAUAGGAAGGUGAUAUUACAGGCAAUUCAACAAGUGUCUACUAGAGAGAAGAAACUUUUUUCCCCAAAACUUAAAAGGCCAAGGAAUGAGGAUCUUUCCCACAUGGAAGAUGAAUUCUGCUUUAAACCUAAAAAAAUGAAAUUUGAAUCUAUAUCUUCAAAUAUUUUGCAAAGGGGACUCUUUUAUGGUUGCCAGAUUUGACCUUUGAUAGUGGUUUUUAUAUGUAUAAAUAAAGGGAAGUAUGUAAAUAUGUAUAUGGAUGAAUGAUGUAAUUUAAUUUGACAUUUAGGUAAUAAAUAUCUUACCAUGCCACA
Molecule: messenger RNA, 1636 nt
Organism: Mastomys coucha (southern multimammate mouse)
Lineage: Eukaryota; Metazoa; Chordata; Mammalia; Rodentia; Muridae
Gene: Ccdc68
Product: coiled-coil domain containing 68
Exons: 11
Coding region: 184-1185 (333 amino acids)
Biological process (GO): intracellular signal transduction
Cellular component (GO): intracellular anatomical structure
Source: RefSeq, a predicted model, not a curated record